This is a messenger RNA of Lecanosticta acicola, 830 nucleotides long. Lineage: Eukaryota; Fungi; Ascomycota; Dothideomycetes; Mycosphaerellales; Mycosphaerellaceae. The record is from the annotation of a GenBank genome assembly.
AUGGGUUCCACCGGUCGUCCAGAGCCUCUCCGUCUCGGCACUGUCGCGCCCAACUUCGACGCCGAGACUACCAACGGACCCAUCAACUUCCACGAGUUCAUCGGCGACAACUGGGUUGUCCUGUUCUCCCACCCAGAGGACUACACUCCAGUCUGUACCACUGAGCUCGGCGCAUUCGCGAAGCUGGAGCCUGAGUUCACCAAGCGCGGCGUCAAGCUCAUCGGCCUCAGCGCAAACACCAUCGAGAGCCAUGGCGGCUGGAUCAAGGACAUUGACGAGAUCUCUGGCAGCAAGCUGCGCUUCCCCAUCAUCGGUGACAAGGAGCGCAAGGUCGCUCUCGCCUACGACAUGUAAGUAGCGCUGCCGCUAGGUUUCCACGGCCAAGGAUGAGCUGACAAUGCGUGCCUCUUCAGGAUCGACCACCAGGAUGCCACGAACGUCGACCAGAAGGGCAUCGCCUUCACCAUCCGCAGUGGUACGUCACCGUAAUAUGUGGAAAACAGCUCUUCCUGUCUGAGACACCUGCUUACCUCUAUCUACGGCUUGAAGUCUUCGUCAUCGACCCCAAGAAGACGAUCCGCCUGAUUCUGUCCUACCCAGCCUCGACCGGCCGCAACACCGCCGAAGUCCUGCGCGUUGUCGACUCUCUCCAGACCGGCGACAAGCACAAGGUCACUACCCCGAUCAACUGGGUUCCUGGCGAUGAUGUUAUCGUCCACCCAAGCGUCAAGAGCCCGGAGGCAGAGAAGCUGUUCCCCAAGAUGCAGGUCGUGAAGCCAUACUUGCGAUUCACUCCUCUGCCAAAGGAGGAGACUUCUGCCGCUGUCUGA